Messenger RNA from Trichomonas vaginalis G3, 963 nucleotides. RefSeq names its product protein of unknown function, DUF4106 family. Lineage: Eukaryota; Parabasalia; Trichomonadida; Trichomonadidae. The transcript has a single exon. The annotation marks the transcript as partial. The record is from RefSeq and is a predicted model, not a curated record.
AUGGGAUAUAAGAUAUAUUCUAACUCUGACUUAGUUCAAACAGUAACAUGGGCAAACUAUGAAUGGUUCGCUUUGAGAAACUCAGUACAACCACAAGCUAGAGAACAAACAGACCAGUAUGCAACUAUUGAGAAAAUAAGAAGACUUGACCCUAACGUUCCAGGAGUUUAUGUUGACCUUUCUGGACAAACUGCAGCAGCAGUAACCAAAGUAAAACUGAAACUUAGAGUUCCUUUGUCAUCUUUCCUCAUCUUCAGGUUUUUAAGAUACUUGCCAAACUGGGCAGGAAAAAUUUCUAUCGAACUUACUCCAAGCAAAAAUAACUUAGUCAUUGCACCAACACAAGACCCAUUCACUCUUACAGACGUAAAGGGAACAAAUCAAACGUCAUUCGCCGAAUUUUGCAAAGACAAAGUUGACUUAGACUUUGGUUUCUCAAACUUCAACACUGAAGUAAACUAUUAUUUCAAUGCUGCUGGAACUGCUUGGGACCCAGUUAAGUUUACAUGCGAAAAGUUUGAAUGCAAGAGAAUAGAAAGCAGACUUGCAGUCUAUAUGUUGGACCCAGAUAUUUCAAAUGCUUUAGCUGCCAAAUAUAUUGCAGUUCCACUUAUGUUCCCUAUACACCAAAUAUCCGUCAAAGACUUUGCAGGUGAAGUUGGAAACCAAAGUGCUGACCCAGGUGCAAGAACAGAUAUUGCUUUAACAACUGCAAUGAAACAUGCAGAUACUAUGUUUGUACUGUUCAGACGAACUAUAAAUGACUAUUCUUGUUUCUACAACCCCGGUAUUAAAUAUCAUAUAAACAUAGAUGGCAAAUAUUAUCCAAGAGAAGAAUAUUCUACAGUUGAGGAUAUGAGGUCAUACAACUUGACAUUAGAUGCUAUGAACUUUAACAACAACUUCACAACAACCAUUAACCCUGAAAUGCAAAGUUCUAUUAUGCCAUAUGUGAAAGUAUGG